Messenger RNA from Hypoxylon trugodes, 1960 nucleotides. Its product is annotated as homocitrate synthase. The coding region runs from base 182 to 1465 and encodes 427 amino acids. The transcript has 15 exons. Lineage: Eukaryota; Fungi; Ascomycota; Sordariomycetes; Xylariales; Hypoxylaceae. Gene Ontology annotation, molecular function: homocitrate synthase activity. The record is from RefSeq and is a predicted model, not a curated record. Gene Ontology annotation, cellular component: mitochondrion.
GGUUACACUCCGUUUAUGAUUUGUGAUUCAUUGCAGCGAAAAGUUGAAAUUUCUUUCCUGGCACAAAAGCAAAAAACAUAAAGCAUAAAGAGAGGCAACAAUUUUCUUCUUCCCAAUUCCCUUCCAUAAUAACCCCACAAGACACAAUCACUAGAUACCCGACAACCAAAGAUAAAAAAACAUGUGCGAAACAAAUGGUUCUACCGCCAGCAAUGGCGCAAAUGGUACCAACGGUACUAAUGGUACAAAUGGCACACAGCCUGCUCGACGCUCCAACCCAUACCAAUCCAACCCGGGCGAGUUCUUAUCCAAUGUAGCUCGCUUUAAGAUUAUCGAGUCGACUCUUCGCGAGGGAGAACAAUUCGCCAAUGCCUACUUCGACACCCAAACCAAAAUCAACAUUGCUAAGGCUCUCGAUGCUUUCGGAGUCGACUACAUAGAACUCACAUCCCCAGCCGCAUCAGAACAAUCGCGGUUGGACUGCAUUGAAAUAUGCAAGCUCGGACUCAAGGCCAAGAUCUUGACCCACGUCCGAUGCGACAUGCGAGAUGUCCAAAUGGCCAUUGACACCGGUGUAGACGGCCUUGAUAUCGUCAUUGGUACCUCACAUUUCCUUCGGGAACACAGCCAUGGAAAGGACAUGGCCUUCAUCACUAAGGCCGCCUUAGAAGUGGUUCAAUACGUCAAGGACAAGGGCAUAGAGGUUCGAUUCUCAAGUGAGGAUUCGUUCCGAUCGGAUCUUGUGGAUCUUCUAUCGCUUUAUAACGCUGUGGACAAGAUUGGUGUCAACCGUGUCGGCAUUGCUGACACAGUUGGUUGCGCCAGUCCUCGACAGGUCUACGAGCUCGUGCGAACGCUGAGGGGUGUAGUUUCUUGUGACAUUGAGACGCACUUCCACAACGACACAGGCUGUGCUAUUGCCAAUGCCUUCUGUGCCCUUGAGGCCGGUGCGACACAUGUCGAUACUAGUGUACUCGGAAUCGGAGAGCGAAACGGAAUCACUCCUCUUGGUGGCUUCCUAGCGCGUAUGGUGGUCACAAGCCCUGAUUACGUCAAGAGCAAGUACAAGCUCAGCAUGAUCAAGGAGAUCGAGGACAUGGUUGCUGAAGCGGUGGAGAUUAACACCCCUUUCAACAACCCUAUUACAGGUUUCUGUGCCUUCACCCACAAGGCUGGUAUUCAUGCCAAGGCCAUCCUCAACAACCCGUCGACAUACGAGAUUCUCAACCCGGAAGACUUCGGUCUUACACGCUACGUCCAUUUCGCUUCCCGAUUGACGGGCUGGAACGCCGUCAAGACCAGAGUUACGCAACUUGGCUUGACCAUGACAGAUGAGCAAGUCAAGGAAUGUACUGCCAAGAUCAAGACAUUGGCCGAUGUUAGGCCAAUUGCCAUUGAUGACGCCGAUUCCAUCAUCCGCAGUUUCCACCUGAAUUUACAAAAUGCGCAAACCGUCAGCAGUUAGGGGGGCGUAAAUAGUUGGGUGUGAUUUUUUUUUUCUUAAAUUGGAAUCCUUCAAAAAGGGGGCAGCAUCAACAAAAGGGAUGAGGAUAAAAGUUCUAGUUGCAUAGCUUCGGUUUGGGAAGAACUAAGAUCUUAAGAUCUGAGAAAGGGCCGCAAUUUCAGGCCGUGUAAGCUUCGUUUUAUUUUACAACCCGGUCGUUUGGGGGCCAAAAAGUGAUUUAUUGCAUCUUCCUAAAUUUCAUGGGUUUUUAUGUGCUUGGCUUGUUCCAACCCACGUAGCUGUAUUUGUGACUUGAACUUGAUAGGCCGAUUCCUUCUGUCAGUCGGGGCAGAUUGUUAUGCUGCAAGAAGCCUGCUUAUUUGGCUUAUAGGGGUAUGAAAAGGGAGGAUAAGGUUGACUAGCACUAAUGUUGACUUAUAACUCUACUCGCUCAUGGGGAUAUCCUUAUACAGCUUGAAUUUACAGAUUCAUUGGUAUGGCAAAUUUGGUAGGAUU